GACUUCAUCACCGUGACCCUCAGCCCCGGCGGAGCCCUCGACGCAGCGGCGGCCGCCGUCGGCGGCUACAACAACAGCAAGGCCUGGCGGAGGCGCUCCUGCUGGCGGACCAACAUUUAUUCUCCAAAGCAACUUGCAUCAGUUCAUGAUGCUGGCAGCAGGUGCUGUACCUUCAAGGUGUAGGCAGGGUGCCUUUCUCUCCCCACUGAAUCAUCACAACAACAAAAGACAGACCUCUGGGGUGCGACAGGAAACAGAGAGGUGGCAUUAGCCCUGGCAGCUUCCUUUUCGAGAAAGAAACUUUGAACAGAGAACUGGCUCUGUGUUUUCCUCAGACAGCUGUUGCUUUUAAGCCAUGAAAAAGUCAAGAAGCGGCCUUGAUCCAGAUCUCAUGAGCUGUGCUAAAUGGAAGCAGCUGUCCCGCCUCCAGCGGAGCUUGAUCCUCUUCCUGUUCGCCUUUCUGGCUGUCUGCGGAGUCAUCACUUACGCAAACAUGUCCGAACCCUGGAAAAGUCUAACCAGCAGAGCUUCAGAGGAACAAAAGACUUAUAUGGAGGUCCCUGGGUUGAAGCCAGCAAAUCAGGCAGUUCUUCCAAUUCCACAAAACGCUGAUGCCAAUCAGGGGGAUUUUUCACUUCAAAAACCUCCGAAGCAGCUUCCUGUCCGGCGGGGACCUCCUAACCUGCAGAUCAGGCCACCAUGGAGAGACUCGAGGUUGAACUUCCCAGAUGAAGCAGUCAAGGAGGAGGGAGAAGCUGGCCAGGCUGGUAAAGAACAAAAAACGGAGAAGUCCGUCAUCAGCUGGAGAGGAGCAGUUAUUGAGCCGGACCAGGGCACAGAACCUCCUUCCAACAAAAUAAAGGAACCAGACAGGCCCUUGCCUGUGGAAUCCGAAGAUACUAAAGAGCCAGUACCUCUCAAUGAGCGCCAGAUGGCAGUGAUAGAAGCAUUCCGCCACGCUUGGAAAGGCUACAAGGAGUUCGCCUGGGGCCACGACGAGCUGAAGCCCAUCUCUAAGUCGUUCAGCGAAUGGUUUGGCCUUGGCCUAACACUCAUUGAUGCCCUGGACACCAUGUGGAUCAUGGGCUUGAAAGAAGAGUUCAAAGAAGCAAGGAAGUGGGUUGCCACUGACCUCAACUUCAACAAAAAUGUGGAUGUCAACCUAUUUGAGAGCGCCAUUCGGAUCCUUGGGGGCCUGUUGAGCACUUACCACCUCACGGGGGACAACCUCUUCCUAGAAAAAGCUAAAGAUAUUGGGAGCAGGCUCAUGCCGGCCUUCAACACCCCAUCUAAAAUUCCAUUUUCGGAUGUCAACAUUGGCCGGGGCACAGCGCAUCCUCCUCGCUGGACAUCGGAUAGCACCGUAGCAGAGGUGACCAGCAUCCAGCUGGAGUUCAGGGAGCUUUCGCGCCUUACUGGGGAAGAGAAAUUUCAGAAAGCAGUGGAUGGGGUGAUGAAACAUGUCCACACCCUUGCUGGCAAGAACGACGGCUUGGUGCCUAUGUUCAUCAACACCAACAGUGGGCAGUUUACCCACUUGGGGGUCUAUACUCUUGGAGCCCGAGCAGACAGCUACUAUGAGUACCUGCUCAAGCAAUGGAUCCAGGGAGGGAAGAAAGAAAAUGAGCUUUUGGAAGAUUACGUGAAGGGUGUCGAGGGGGUGAAGAUGCACCUUCUCCGGAAAUCGCAACCAAGGAGACUGACUUUUGUUGGUGAACUUGCUCAUGGCCGCUUCAGCGCUAAAAUGGAUCACCUGGUCUGCUUCUUGCCCGGAGCCCUGGCUCUUGGUGCCCACAAUGGGCUCCCCGCGGACCACAUGGCCUUGGCAGUGGAGCUGGCAGAAACCUGCUACCAGAUGUAUGCGCAAGUGGAGACGGGCCUGAGCCCAGAGAUUGUCCACUUCAACAUGCAUGCGCAAAAGGACCGGAAGGAUGUGGAGAUAAAGGCAGCGGACAGGCACAAUCUUCUGCGCCCUGAGACAGUGGAGAGCCUUUUCUACCUGUAUCGAUUCACUGGUGAUAAGAAGUACCAGGAUUGGGGCUGGGAGAUAUUGCAGAGCUUCAAUAAAUACACACGGGUCCCCACUGGUGGCUACACGUCCAUCAACAACGUCCAGAGCACCAGCAACCCGGAGCCAAGGGACAAGAUGGAAAGCUUUUUCCUGGGGGAAACGCUCAAGUAUCUUUUCUUGCUCUUCUCUGACGAUGUGGACUUGAUAAACCUCGAUAAGUAUGUCUUCAACACAGAAGCUCACCCUCUUCCAAUCUGGCCAUCAGCAUAAAAUGAAAGAUGAGGCACCAACCAUUCCCGGUCUUGAUCGUGUCCCAGCUUGUUGGGGUCUGAGGGAGAGUUUUGUGGGUUCAUUUUUUUGCUGGCGGCACGUCAGAAGGGUUUACGGAAGGGGAGCUCCAGACAUACACCCCCUCCACCCACCACACUACCCUUGUGUCUUAUCUCUCCGUCCACAAAGACUUGGUUGGGCAAGCAAUGAAGUGCAAUGCUGAAUCCUGCCUGGAGCAUGAGACAUUUGAGAGGAGAAACAGGGAUCACAUUUAUUUGACCUGGUGAGAUCCACCAAGCCUUAGAUUUCGUAUUGGUGUCCGAAUGAACGUCCUGGUGAGAGGAGACUCAUUUGGGAACGCCAAGCUGCUCUCACUUUACAGCAUCGUUCCACUGUAUGAGCCUGUGCCAUGUCUGUAUGGUAGAGGGAACAGAAAGAGAUAGGCAUCCUCAUCCCAGAUUUAGAAUCCUUGUUGCUGGUGCAGUUUGCUGAUUUUCCACUUACAUUCCAAAGCCAGAGGGCUCUGCCGCUGGCCACACAAAAAAAGCUGACCCUUUUUAGCAGUGUUACCAGUGGCGACAUCUUCAUGGCUCUCUGAAUAAUCUUGUGAUGCUCGUACCGUUGUGAACUGUGGGGCAGUUUAAGUGCAGAGGCUGCUGGUUUGGGUGGAGGGUUGUGUACACUUCUAGGUGUGUCACUCUAUAUAUUUCUUAACUUAUCUGCAUAAAUGCAGGAAGACAAUGUGAAAAAGAAAUUUUACAUUCUAAAAAAAAAAAAAAGGGUUAUCUGUGCAGAAGUUUAUAUAUGUAUAGUUAAUGUUUCAGCUCAGGUAUUCCAACUGAAAGCUGCUUCCUGAAGCUCCAGGAGUCCUGAAUAUAUGUGUGAGGUCGUUGCCAUUUCCUCCCGUGGAUUGGAACCCAUGCCUGAAAUAAGCAGGCUUGCUGUUCUUUCCUUCGCUGUGUGCUGGCUCAGCUGGGCCUUUGCUGGAAAAGAGGGUUCUUGUUUGGUGUACACAGCUAGGAAGCAGUUGCUUCCAGGGUCCAAUUUCUAUGGUGAAGUCAAAGAGAAUGGUAAUGAUUGUGACUGUUAGGAAAUGGGUUAGCACAGAGGAUGUAUUGAUUUGUAUUGAUUCUCCUGAAACAGUAGGCUUGAUAAGAAAAUGCUGUGGUGGCUUUUUAAAUACAGUCAAGGAGUAAACCUAAUGUAUUAAGUGCAAAUGUAUUAAAUAACCUAAUGGGGUUUUGAGGUCUUGAAAGCUCUUGCUAAGGGGAAAGCUUAGUAGGGGGCUCUUUGGCAGUAUUCUGGCUCUGAUGCUCCUGCUUCCUGUUCUUCGUCUUGCUGGCCACCUCCAGGGUUAGCUCAGGGUGGUGAAGGGCCUUGUGCAAUAACCUGAGUUUGGGUCAACUAAGGAGCGGGGGCAUUUCUCCUUUUCCUGGGUCUGUUGCAUGUGCUACCCUUUCAUUUGCCUUUGCUGUGGCUUCAUGUGGAAUUCAGGGUACAUGUUUCAGAAAUGUCUUGUCUGCAGUUCCUUUUUUUCUUCUUUUUGUUUAUGCUUGCACAGCACCACCUCUCCCUCAUAGUUUGUUAGCCAUUAUUUCUUCCACCUCCUCCUGCUUCCACUGAAUCCCAAACUCCAGAAGAGGAAUCCCAGAUUGGAGGGGUGGAGAGGGUGCUGGAGACUAUCCUCUCUAGUUUGGGGGCUGACCAGUCACCCAGCAAUUUUCAUUGCCUGCCGUGGAAUUCCCAGCCUCUGUUGCUUCCUGCUUUUCUCAGUAGUACGUUCUGUCAGGCCUGUCUUGUAACCGCUUAGUCGCUGUUUUUGAGCCGGAACAAAUUAUUUAAAUAUCAAGGGGUAACAAAUUAGUGGGAAGAUGCCCUGUGGCUUCCACGUCGGAAUGAAUAAGAGAGCAGAGCUUGGACUGGCACGAGAAUUUCCUGCAAUGAAUUAUGUUCUUGGUAGAUCCUACUUGUCUUUUAUUUUUUAGAAUUGUGACAGAAUUUCAGAGUGUAUUUUGCGAGCUGUACCAAAUCUGGCACAUAUGGUGUUGGUGGUGGACUCGCUUUGCCCAGAACAAGAGCUGAACAACAACUUGUCUUAAGACUUUCCAAUAAAAAAGCAAGUUUUCAGAGACUGAGGUUUGGCUGCUGACUUAAUAGCUGGAGCAGCGCAGUGGACAAGACCCUGCAGGUGGUGAUCCAGUUCCAAGUCUCACCACGGCUAGGUAUAGUCUCAGCCUCAAGCUUCCCUGCAAAAGUGCAUGGAUUGCAGCAGCCCUACCUUGCAGGAUGGCCGUUAGGAUCUCAGAGAUAAAAAGUGCAAUAUAAUUGCUAAGGAUUAAUAAUUCCAAAUUUUGCUGCUGUAACCAUGGAUUUUCAGAGGAAGGCACUGGAUGCCAGUUGUUUUACACGAAGCCUGUCUUCCCGGUUGUAGGGCAGUGUCUCCUGAGUGGCAGCAGAAAAGCAGCCACAAGCCACAUGACCCUGCCUGCCCUGGGCAGUACUGGAACAUUCGUCCAAGAAAGAUUUAUGUGUGCGUGUUUGUGUGUGUCAUUUAGAAUACAGUGGUGUUCCCUGUUCCCCACUCUCCUCACCCAAGUGCACCCUGGAAUUUAAAAGCCAUAUUCUAAAGCUGAACAGUUGCCCCAUCUUGGGAAGGCCAAUGCUUAAACUUUGCACUAGGGCCUUCUACACCCAAGGGUAAAGGGGGGGAUGAGUGGGUGUAGGAGCUGGAGGCGAGUGCUUUCCCUAGGAAGGAGGCAGAAGCUGGUAGACAGGUGAUGAUGUAUCCCUUGGUAACAUGCAGCUAGCCAGGCACAAGGUGGAGUCUUUUUGGCACUGAGCAACCUACCGUGCUGGAACACGCUCUCCAACUCCUGGGCCCCCACCCAGAGACAGCAGAACAAAUGAGCUGCACCUGCAGAAUGUGGCUUUUGUUGAUGCAGAAUCCUGAAUUCUCACUCCCCUCACAUGCAGAAUAUUCACAGCUCCCCACAAAAGCCAAAUCCUCUUCAUUCUCUCGUCUUUCAAAGCACUUCCAAAAAAGAAAAAAAAACCUGUAUUGUCAUUUUUCUCGCUCUGCAAUGCCACAGGUCUGCAGACAUUCCGUGUUAAAUCUUCCAUGGUUAUGUGUAGGCAGGUGGGUUAUGGGUACAGUGUUGUGAAUAGGAACAUGUCUUACUGUGAAAUGCUGCCUAUGAAGAUAGCCAGUUCUUUCUCCAAUGUCUUAAAGGAGGGGAAACAGGAGUUUCCCAUCCUCUUCCUCCGAGCAACAGAAAACAACCAGGAGUCUAGUUGGCAACUUGCUGCAAACUGAUAGGAAGUGAAGGCCAGAUCUUCCAACCACCAAACCUCAUGCCUAGAUGCUCAGUUGCUGCUGUGUUUACUCCUCCGUUUGGUACAGGAGCUGCAGGGUGGAGGAGCUUCCAAGACUUAGCCUAUUCCCUUCCCCCAUGCAGCUGCUCUAAAGCUGACUGCCUUCCUUCUCUUCCCCUGCCAAAGAAGAAAAAAGAAUGAAGCCUUGCUGUGUUUGUUAUCUGGUCCACCAUAUUUGUUACAUAGAUGAACCCAUCCCAUUGUGAAUGUGCAAAUGAUUUUUGGUGUACUUCACCUUUUUAAGAGGUGGAAGAAAUAUAUCUUAAAUAUGAUUUAAAUAAAAAAAAACCCCAUUGUAUUUAGUCAAGCUAAUCCACAGAAUUCUAUUCCACUUUAAUAAACUUGUAAUUUAUUUUGA
Molecule: messenger RNA, 6011 nt
Organism: Podarcis muralis (Common wall lizard)
Lineage: Eukaryota; Metazoa; Chordata; Lepidosauria; Squamata; Lacertidae
Gene: MAN1B1
Product: mannosidase alpha class 1B member 1
Biological process (GO): mannose trimming involved in glycoprotein ERAD pathway; carbohydrate metabolic process
Cellular component (GO): endoplasmic reticulum; membrane
Molecular function (GO): mannosyl-oligosaccharide 1,2-alpha-mannosidase activity; calcium ion binding
Source: RefSeq, a predicted model, not a curated record